Messenger RNA from Theobroma umbraticum, 3471 nucleotides. RefSeq lists its product as uncharacterized. Lineage: Eukaryota; Viridiplantae; Streptophyta; Magnoliopsida; Malvales; Malvaceae. The record is from RefSeq and is a predicted model, not a curated record.
CCCACCACCUUCCUUCUCUGGCUCUCAUGGCAAUAGAGAGGCCAUGAAAGGAGCAGUUGUCGUUGCAACUUUGAUGGUUAGUCCUUUCAAGUACUUCACAAUAGCCUUUUCGACUAUGGUCCAUAUGUGGCACCACAAACUGUAUAGAGCCAACCUUACUUGCCCAUGACACAAUCAGCAUAUCUUUGUUUGGAAGAGUUCUGUUAUAUCCAGCUUCCUCUGCCCUUUUUUCAGGUUCAUCAGCUACCAUGUCUAUAUUCCAUUUAAUAAUUUUCAUUUGGGUUCUUUUGUCAAUAAGCUACCUUGUCCUUCUUACUUCUGCCUCAUGGUGCCCACACUUUGUUCAACAAACGAGUAGACAGUUCGAGCAGAAAACAGAUCGGUUCUGGGAGUUUCGAGAGCAAUCCAACAGCUGGGUUGAAGUGAAACCUCCUGUUGAUCUUGUAUCUUGUGUUAAUGAUAACUGCACGAAAGUGGGCUUGAUUGAUCAAACAAAAAAAACCAGAGAAGAGGACUUACAAAAAGAAAAAAAUCCUUCUAAACAAAAGAAGCAUUUAGAAACGAAGGAUGGUGAUGUAGGAGAAAUCGAGGAGAACUGUUGGACAGUUUUGCCUCUAAGAAAAAGAAUUUCUUUGACUAAAAUGUCAGAAACAUCCAUUUGGGUCACAGGUGAAAGUGGGUCUAUCUAUGAGAGGUUCUGGAAUGGAGUUCAGUGGGUGAUAGCACCACAUGACUUGCACAUGUCAGCAGGUCGUGCAAUCUCUGUUUUGAUAGUUAACCAGACAAUUCUUGCUAUCUCAGAAGAAGGAAAUCUAUAUCAGAUGCAACUUAGUGACAGCUCACAGCCAAUUUGGGUGGAGUUCAAACCUGCAUUCAAUCAAAGUACAAAUAAAGAAGCAGAACAGAAUUCAGCAGUUCAAAUAAAGUCUGGUACUGUUACAAAUGAUGGGCUGAGAGUUUAUUUCUGCACAAAGAAUGGCUUGUUGCUGGAACUGAGUGAGGUUGAGCCUCUAAGGUGGGAGAAUCAUGGCCGACCACCAGGAGCAGAUGUUGCAGCAAUAGCUGAUGUGGUGACCGUUAGGAAAGAAGUAGUAUAUACAAUAAGUUCUACAGGUGAUCUCUAUGAAUAUGAUAAGAGCUCGAGGCCAUCAUGGAAGAAACAUCUACACAGUGAAGAAACAGCAGAGGAUGGUUCUCUGAUACCAUUAAAGGGGUGUACCAUACAUGGCUUUAGUGGAGAUCACUCUGUAUCCUUGUUUCUCCUAACACAGGGGGGUAUGUUGGUAGAGAGACGACUGCAUCAAAGGAAAUGGAAAUGGAUAAGCCAUGGAAGUCCAGAAGCCCAUCACCUCACAUCUAUUACUCCCCCACUGGAAGAUGAGCCAAAAGAAAGAUUCUUGCCAUUGUUUCUCACUACAUCCACUGGAUUGGUUCUUGAGUAUCGAAUACAGAAACAUUCAGGUACAGCUCAAGAGAACCAAAUUUCAGAAGCAUGGCUGAAUCAUAUGCAUCCACCAAACACAAAAGUUGCAAGAGGUAUUGCUGGACUAAAAUUUCAACUUGGCAGGACAAUGUUUGCAUUGGAUGAUGGUAGACUUGCAGAGUUACACAUACCUGGCCUAGGUGGUGAAAAUUCAGGACCAACGCAUCAAUUUAACAUGCGAAAGAAAUCAUCAUCUAAGUAUGUUUGGUCAAUAUUGGAUGCCCCUGAGACAGAAGGAUGGAAUGCAGAGUAUUGUACAGAAGAGCGUGGACCUAUGAAUUGCAUAGCAGGUAUAAAAGAUGAACCAAAUGAUUCAGGAACUACAAGAUUACUGACAAGGAGGAGAAAGGGUAACAAAGCACAACAGGAGUACUUAUCUCUAGGCACAUCCAGGAGUACAUUACUGAAAACAUUAGAAGAAAAUAAUUUCCCAGACAACUGGAUCAACACAAACUUCCGAUUGAGGGUGAUGCACGGAGGUGUAUCAUUCUUUAUAGUAACAGAUGGUGGUUUAAUCUUUGAAUAUCUUUAUACUGAAAGUGUAUGGCUCUGGUUAAGACAUGAUCAUUCAACACCUAUGAAAGGCGCCCUAGGAAACUACAAUGGAAGUUUAUUUUUUGUUGACAUGUAUGGAACCUUGCUUAUCAGAGAAAGGAGCCACAAUGAGCUAGCAUGGAUAAAUUGCACUGCAAUGAGGAAAGGAAGGCAAGUUAUUGGGGGCCCUCCUUGGGAUGGUAUGCCAGGUAAAAAUAUGAAAGUCACAGCAGAAGAUGCACUGUUCUUUGUGAGCAAAAGCGGAAGGCUGCUGCAGUUCACAGUUGCCCUGAGGAAGUUCAAAUGGAAAGAUUGCCGAAACCCUCCAGAAACCAAACUUGCAUGCAUAAUAGAUCAAGAAAUAUUUAGGGAAAAUAUAGUGUUUGUUGUUGGAAGAAAUGGUAGGCUCUACCAGUAUAACAAAGUGACUGAGUUGUGGCAUGAGCAUCACCAAUCUCAGCAUUUGGUUCUGUCCAGGUUGCCAGGAACUGCUAUGAGGCCGUCAUUGUUGUCACUAACAGGCUCACUUUUCAUGCUUUCAGAAGAUGGUGGACUAGUUGAAUAUCACUGGAAUGCAUGGGAUGGUUGGAACUGGGUGGAACACGGCACUCCAUGCAAAGAUGUUACCUUGGUUGGUCCUCCCGGCCCAUGCUUCGAAGGCAAUCAACUGUUUUUGAUUGGUUCAGACGGAAACUUAUACCUAAGGUACAUGGACCAAUUGACAUGGAGAUGGAAAAACUGCGGCUUCCCACAUAAUGGAGACAAAGAUCAAACAGAAACGGGAGCCCAUGAUGCACAGCAAGAAGUUUGUAUCGAUAACGAUUUCACAGCUAGUUUAGGUAACAAUAUGGAGAAUCCAAUUGAUCCCCACAGAAACUGUGACCCGAAGGUUGCUGCUACAAGACCAAUUCCAUUCUCUGAAGAUACAGUUAUCUUUGAGCUAAAAGAUGGCAGAUUGGCGGAAAUUCAAAAUGUUGAAGACACGCAAUGGGUUUGGGUACGGAUCAUCGGCACUCCAACAAGCUUAUGCACAGCAAGUUAUUGGACUGCUUUGGCAGCAUGAAAAUAUAUAAGCUUUUUUUUUCUUCUUCUUCUUUUUUACUCUUGCGAUUAUUACGUAGCAGCACAGAUUAGAACAUAGGUAUAAAUUUGAAUGUAUAUUAAAAAAGCACAAAACUACAAAAUUUUACACAUAUAAAAAAAAUCGUAAUUUUAGAAUUUUUACCUUUUCGGAUGCAAAUCUUUUAUUUCGAUUUUGUGUUUAUUUUCUGUCUCUAUUCCAAAAUCAUAUCAUAUACUCCGAUUGUUAAAAUCAAUAUUCUAUCAUAAUUAUAAAUAUCAUAAAAUAUAUUAUGAUAUUAAUAAAAAAUAAAAUAUUUAAUUAAAUAUUGACCAAUAAAAUAUAUCAUGUUAAUACGAUUGUAUCACAGGAAUAUAUUAUAUAUAUAUAUAUA